AUGCGCGCAUUCAUCUGCAUCGUGGGAUGGUUUGCGCCACUUGCUGUGGCUGCCCCCUACAGCAGCUAUGCACAUGUUGCAGCGCGAGCUGACAACACGUCUUCCACCGUGCCGGGUUACAACACGACAGGGCAGAUCUUUUACACCCUGCCAUGCGGCGACAGGGAUCCCUCUGCUCGCCGGGCGGAAAUCGAGCUCAAGCAGGAAACACUGCUCUAUGGGCCUUCGCUGCUGGGGAACACUGCUCCCUACCCAGAUGGGCCCCUCGGCAAGACCAUCUCCCUGCGCGACCAAAAGCUGUGGGGAGCUGAUGCAGAGCGCCAGGCCCUCCGUGCGUUUACGGAUGCUGCCAGGGUGAAGGAGAACAUCAAACAGAAUGGUGGGCUGAACAGCCUUGACGAUUUCAAGGUCCUCUACCAGGACCAAUGGAGGGGCUCCGUACCUCAAGGCAUCGCUCGCGGGCAAUCAGAAAACUACACUUCGGAUCUUCUCUUCUCCAUGGAACGCCUCUCGGUCAACCCGUACAUCAUCAAGCGGCUUCAUCCAACCAAAGACGCCUUGCCGUUUCGGGUCGACGAAGGCACGGUCGUGGAGCUGACGGGAACCACGCUGGACUCCCUCCAUGCCGACGGACGGCUCUUCGUCGCAGACCACAGCUACCAGCGCAACUUCAGCAAGCUGCCAGGCCGGUACGCGGCGGCCUGCACGGGGCUCUUCUACAUCGACGGGCGCAGCAGCCAGUUCCUGCCGCUGGCCAUCAAGACCAACGUGGGCGCGGACCUGACCUACACGCCGCUGGACACGGAGAACAACAACUGGCUGCUGGCCAAGAUCAUGUUCAACGCCAACGACCUCGCGCACGGGCAGAUCUUCCACAUCGACUACCCGCACGUGAUGGCCGAGAUCGUCCACCUCGCCGCCCUCCGCACCAUGAGCGCCCGCCACCCGGUCCUGGCCCUGAUGGAGAGGUUCAUGUUCCAGGCCUACGCGGUGCGGCCGCUCGGCGAGCUCCUGCUCUUCAACAAGGGGGGUCUGUUCGAGCAGAACUUUGCCUACCCGCGCGAGGAGGUCUACAACUACGCCGAGGCCGCAUGGCCCACCGCGGGGAGGUGGCGAGCGGGCUACCUGGACGCCGAGGUCCGGGCUCGAGGGCUGGUCGAGCCCGAGCACGGGCCGGAGCUGGCGCACUUUCCGUUCUACGAGGACGGCACGCGGCUGGUGGAGGUGAUACGGACGUUUGUGCGCACGUUUGUGGACGCGACGUACCACAGCAGCGACGACAAGGUCGCCGGCGACGUGGAGCUGCAGGCGUGGGUGGCGGAGGCCAAUGGGCCGGCCGGGGUCGAGGACUUUGAGCCCGGCCCGCUCGACUCGCGGCGGAGGCUCGUCGACAUGCUGACGCACAUGGCGUGGCUGACGGGCUGCGCGCACCACGUGCUGAACCAAGGCGAGCCCGUGACGGCCUCGGGCGUGCUGCCCACGCACCCGGCGGCGCUGUACUCGCCCGUCCCGACCUCCAAGAACGAGACCUCGGGCGACCUGCUCCAGUGGCUGCCCAACGCCGACAAGGCCGUCGAGCACGUCACGCUGCUGGCGCGCUUCAACCGCCCGGACGUCGUGCCCGACAACCACACGCUCAGGUACGUCUUUGCCGCGCCGGAGCUGCUGCUGGGGAACGGGGAGCAGUACAAGCGCGCCAACGAGAGGUACGUCGGGAGCAUGGGGAGGAUCAGUGAAGAGAUCAAGGCGAGGAGGUUCGACGAGAGUGGGCUGAGCCAGGGGAUGCCCUUUAUAUGGCGGGCGUUGGAUCCGGGCGCCAUCCCUUUCUAUCUGAGUGUGUGA
Messenger RNA from Pyricularia pennisetigena, 1842 nucleotides. RefSeq lists its product as uncharacterized. Bases 1 to 1842 code for a protein of 613 amino acids. Gene Ontology annotation, molecular function: oxidoreductase activity, acting on single donors with incorporation of molecular oxygen, incorporation of two atoms of oxygen; metal ion binding. Lineage: Eukaryota; Fungi; Ascomycota; Sordariomycetes; Magnaporthales; Pyriculariaceae. The transcript has 2 exons. The record is from RefSeq and is a predicted model, not a curated record. Gene Ontology annotation, biological process: lipid oxidation.